AAUAACACAUUCAACGCACCAUGGCUGAUUUGGCAAACAUUAACUUUCCGAUUCGGUCUUUCUCGUCGCACUGCAGCCACUCAGGCCGGGUCGGCGUCCACGAGCCACACCGGAACGCCCAGCGCACGCCUCCCAUGACGGCCAGUUUCAGUACUAAGAACGGAACAUUAAAUCUAGCAAUAACAACACAUGACGUGUGGCCCCACAUCCGGAACAACUGAUGGGGGUGGGACGUCAAAGUGGUAGUGGCAAUGGAUGGACCAAUGGGAUGGAUGAUUACGCUGCGUCGCCAAAAGGUGUUGUUCCGAUUCAGAGAUUUUUUUGCGUUGAUGAGCAUCUGAUUUAUUCUCUACGAUUGAUAAGGAGGAAGCUGAGCCCUGUCCUGGUGCUCUGGUUGCCUGAGGACACACCUGCUGUAGCACUUACCUGUGCUGUGUGACCCUUGGCCUUUGAGUGAACUAAGGGAGUGUGUCACAUGAGGCGGGAUUCUUCUCAACAGCAGUCCUUCAUCCAGCGAUAUACAACACUCACUUCUUGAAGUCCAAGCUAGCCUGACUGCUCUCUCCCUCUCUCUCUGUAUCUCUUCCCCCCCUUUCAUCCAUCCAUCCAUCCAUCCAUUCAUCCCUCUUUUACACUUCUCCAUGCCUUUGCCCAAUGAUGUCCCUCUCACUUUCAGAGGUCCUCUGUAAGACUUCUGUCUCUCCAUCCCUAUCUCCAUCCCUCCUUGAUUUGUCUCUCUGUCCGUCUGCGUGCGCGCCCCUCCUGACCGCCAGGCUGGAUUUCCUGCAGAUGAAACACCUGAAGAGGAAGAGGAAGAGUAACUACAGCGUUCGUGAGACGCAGACGCUGAUCCGGGAGAUCCACAAGAGACGAGACGUGCUGUUCUCCCGCCAGCAGAACACCGCCAUCAACGAGCUGAAGAGACGAGCCUGGGAGGAGGUAGCAGGAGGCGUCAACGCACUGGGAGAGGGCGAGCUACGCACAGCUUCAGAGGUGAAGCGGCGUUACCUGGACUGGCGGUCGCUAAUGAAGAGGAAGCAGCUCCGUGCUGAGCUCUCUCUCCCCACAGGGCUGAAGGCAGAGUAUGAUCCCUCCUCCCCCGAACACAACGCCUCACUGGGCUCAAGGGACCAGUCGCUCGACCUCUCUAGCUUUCCCAAGGAGUCCCAGUGCGACUGGCAGGACCUGGCGGAUCUUGGAGAGCCCAGCGGACACGUAAUGUCUACAGGGGUAAAGAUGGAGGAGGAGGCCAGCGGAUACAGGCUGGAGGGUGAUAGCGGAGAGGGAGAUGGUGAGGAUGAUGAUGAUGAUGAUGAUGAUGAAGAUUGUUUAACCUCCCUCCUACCCGACAUGGGAGAGCGCGAUGGACGCAUCCCUGAAGUCUUCUCACACAUCGAUGAGUUCGGAAUGCUCAGUGCCUCAAAGGGAACCGCGACCUCGAUGAAUCGGGACCUCUCAUUGGGUGGAAUGGGCUUUGUUGGGUUAGGACUGGCCAAUCACGAGAGUACGGGACUUAUGGUUGGUUUGGAGAAGCAGCGUGUGGAACUGGAGAGGCAGCGACUGGCUGUGGAAACGGAGCGGCUAGCGGUGGAGAGAGAGAGACUCCUACUGGAGAAGGAGAGACUUAGUCAGUCGGAGGUGGAGAGGGAGAGAUUGCAGCUGGAGAAAGAGAGACUGCAGGUGGAGAAAGAGAGACUUAGGGUGUUGCUCAUGAACCAAUCAGAAUGGGCCGCUGCUCCCCCCCAGCAAGGCCCUCCCUCCUCGUCCACCCCCACCCCUACCACCUCCUCUUCCUCUGCUGUGGAUGGACAGAAUGAGAGAAAAGAGAAUAAACCCUGGCUUUCUAUGAUAGAUCUGGAGGGCGAGAGACUGAGGCUGGAGAAGGAGAGAUUGCAGUUAGAGAAAGAGAGGCUGCAGUUCUUUAAGUUUGAGUCUGGACGACUGCAGAUAGAGAGGGAGAGACUAGUGGUGGAGAGGGAGAGAAUGCAGCUUCACAAGGACCAGGGUCACUGAGAGAGAGGGAGGCAGGAUAGAGAGAAGGAUCGCAUCAAAUCACAUUUUGUCACAUGCUUGGUAAACAACAGGUGUGGACUAACAGUGAAAUGCUUACUUACGGGCCCUUCCCAACAACGCAGAGAGAAAUAUAGAGGAACAAUGGAAAAGUGAUGAUAAUAAUAAUAAAAUAUACACAAUUAGAAUCGAUAACUUGGUUAUAGACACUGGGUACCAGUACCAAUUCGAUGUGCAGGGGUACAAGGUAAUUGAGGUAUAUAUGUACAUACAGUGG
This is a messenger RNA of Coregonus clupeaformis (lake whitefish), 2287 nucleotides long. Its product is annotated as myb/SANT-like DNA-binding domain-containing protein 4. The record is from RefSeq and is a predicted model, not a curated record. The coding region runs from base 655 to 2013 and encodes 452 amino acids. The transcript has 5 exons. Lineage: Eukaryota; Metazoa; Chordata; Actinopteri; Salmoniformes; Salmonidae.